UAGAUCUUGUUCCUCAUCAAGAAGUAGCAGGAAAAUCAGAAGGUUCAGUCUGAGGCGUGAUGAUAUAUCACCUCAGAAAAAUGAGCCUAUCCUCUGCAUGGAACUUUUUGAGAUGCCUGGAAAAGCUCCGUUCUCACGUAUGCCUGCUCUCUCCGUAUUCCCAAAAGACUGCCCGUGUCACUGAACGCCUUCAAGGCUCACAGCUACCUGCCCUGCAUUUUGUACUCGUGACCUCAUGUGUUAAAAGAAGACAGAAGAAAAGCAGUUCAGCUAGUGUAUACCCUUCAGUCAGAGCAGAAAGCAGAAACAAGGCCCAAAGAGCUACCAGAGCCUCUCCCAGACUGUGGCUGCUGAGAACUGUCUCCUCACAAGGAGAAACCGGGAGCUCCUUGAAGACAGGGCUGUGCCUGUUUUUAACACUUGGCAUCUUGAAACCAUGCAUGGUGAAUACUUGCCUAGUGUCCGGCCCAGGGAAUCUUCGGGAUGAGAGUAGAUGGAAAACCCUGAAGAACAAAAUUCUCAAAGUACCUAGCACAGCGUCUGGCUCACAGUGAACACUCAACAAAUAUUUGCAAAAUGAAGGAUCAAAAAGCAGUUGUUCUUCAUUAUCCUUUGGUGUCCACUCAGACUUACGAAUAAAGGAAGGUAUUGACUAGCAUAGGCAAUUGGUACGGGUUUCCUCUGAAGUUGGGGCAGGUGUCUUCUCCGCCACCGUGAGCUCCGUGAAGACAGUGCAUCCUCCUCCCUCUCUCUGCUCCCUGCCUUUCUCACCUUCGUGUCCCCAGUAUCUGUACAGUGCCUGGUGGGGAGCUGAUGCUCAACCGAUAAGUGUGGACAGGAUAAAUGAAUGAACCAACUCUAUGAGGCUCUCUGAGGACAGCUCAGCUGGCCCAGGCUCCCCUCCCUGGAGCUGCCCCCAGAACCAUGGAGAGUCUGAGUGAACUGCAGAACCCUUUGCUGCCUCGGAAUCCCGCCCCUCUCCAUGGCCCUUACCCCUACCCCGAGGCUUCGCCCAGCUGGUCAUGCCAGGAGAAGCUCUACUCCUACCUCCUGGGUGGUGCUGGCUCUGCUCGCACCCAUCAGCUCCUGGACCCAGGAUCCCUGCAGCUGGCUGUGGAGGCCUGGUACAGGCCCACCUGCCUCCUGGGGAGGGACAAGGUCAAGGAAGCCAGGGCAAACAGCUGUGAGACCAGCUUCACAGAGAACAGGGAGCCCCAGGCGGGGCCUACGCUGCGGUCCACAGAACCUGGCCAAGCAGAAGAGGAUGUCACCAUCCAGACUGUGUCCUACGGGGUUCAAGAGGAGCAGCAGGGCCAGGAGAAUGACCAGGAGGAGGAGGAGGAGGAGAGUGAUGUGACGUCGACAGACAGUGAAAGUGAAGACAACUUCGUGGCGCUGCCGCCCAGGGAUCACCUGGGCCUUACUAUCUUCUCCAUGCUCUGCUGUUUCUGGCCCCUGGGCAUCGCUGCCUUCUACUUCUCCCAGGGGACCAGCAAGGCCAUCUCCAAGGGAGACUUCCGCCUGGCCAGCACCACCUCCCGCAGGGCCCUCUUCUUGGCCACACUCUCCAUCGCCGUGGGCGCCGGUCUCUAUGUGGCCGUGGUGGUGGCUCUGGCAGCUUACAUGUCCCAGAAUGGCCAUGGCUAGUAGCCAGCAGGGCCUGGCAUCCUGGCUCCCCUGCUCCGCCUGAGGAGGCAGUGAGGCUUGGGGUUGCAGACUCUCUGGAGAGCCCCGGCCCCUGAAGACAACCCACAAUCCUGGCUUGUUGUGGGGAGGCCUCCCAGGCUGCAGCCUGCAGGGCUUCACUGUCACUUCUUCUUGUCCACAGCCCCCAGCCCCAGAGCAGAGUCUGGGACACCACCCUCUAGCCCAGGCUAUGUCAGGAAGCAAGAGAGAAUAGGGCUGCCCAUCAAGCCAUCUAGGCAGGACCUACCUCUGGCUUGAGGCCGGCUGGGAGCUCAACCUAUUCUGCCCCCCGCCCCCCACCCCCGCGACAAAGGGUUGCCUGCCCUGCCAGAAGCCCACUCCCCAACUCUGCCAGCCUCUCCACAGAGAAAAAGCAGGAGGUUACUGGGAGAUAAAAGGACACCUGGGGGUAGGGGACCUGACCCAGUUCUUUUGGCUAAUCGGAGUCUUCACACUGGGGACAAUCUGAGCUUCCCCAACUCCACUCUCUGGCCCCAUGAGGCCAAGACCCCCAGCCAACCCGGAGCGAAAUACAUAGAGACACAGGGACCCCUUGCUCUUUCCGGCUCUCUCCUGCGGGCUUGUAAGACACCAUAGAGUCUAGAUAGAGAAGAAGAGUCUCAGGCACGUAAGCUCUGCACCCAAGGCAGGGUCUUAGAGCUUCCUUGCGCAGGAACAAAAGACAGAUGUAAUGAUAGAGGUCCUGCAAUAUUGCCAGACAACUUAGGCCUCCCUGCUCCACCCCAGGUCCUCACCUCCAUCACCCUUUUCUGGGCUCCUCCUGGGAGGUCUUGAGCUAAUACCAUCCCAGAGAGUGUUCUUAGCGCACCAGUCACUGAGCACAGGGCCCUAGAUCCAGCCCUGUGGGAAAGCAGCAAGGAGAGACCCUGGGGAGUCAUGAGUGUAAACGAGGGGCAGGAUAGAGGACUGGCGUGGCUGCUGGGCAGCCCAGCAGUGUUCAGAAGGCUUCCUGGAGGAGGUGUUCCUUGAGCAAGGUCUAGAGGGAUGAGGAGAAUUUAUCUAGAUUUGUUUCCCCAUAACCCUUAGUAUUCAUGAACAGGGACAUGGCAGGAGUCUCCCAAACUAUUUGGAUUAUGCCUAGAGCAUCUGGGCUGGAGCCAAACUACAGCCAUUUUUGAGGACCCCACCACGGCGGAGAAGAAGGUGAGGCAACAUGUCUCUCAAAGACCAGUGAUGUUUUCCCACCUCUGAAUGCAAGGGGUCAGCCGUCUUCACUGACAUCUCUAAUCAGGGCUGUUCUCAACACCUCCAGCCACUAGGGAACAUCCAGAAUUUUAGAGGCAGCCAGGCAGCUAGGGGGGGCAGUAUAUUGGGAGGGCAGGCCUGUCCAGGCUCAAGCAAAGGACCCAACUGUGCAGGAUCUGGGGACUUGGUCAUUCCCAGGCUGCAUCCAGAGCCCAGGGCUGUGGAUCGACCACUGACCCACCUUGUCCCAUCACCCUCCCCAACCAGGCAUUGCCUCACCCUCCACUCCCCGCAUCCCCUGAAGUCCCACAGGCCCAGGAUCAGUGGUUUUAAUAUCCCCCUAUUGUAUAUAUUUAUCCUUGUAAUAAACAUUUCUGUAACA
This is a messenger RNA of Leopardus geoffroyi (Geoffroy's cat), 3274 nucleotides long. RefSeq names its product synapse differentiation inducing 1 like (gene SYNDIG1L). Gene Ontology annotation, cellular component: membrane; intracellular membrane-bounded organelle. The coding region runs from base 925 to 1647 and encodes 240 amino acids. The transcript is spliced from 9 exons. NCBI's taxonomy places the organism in Eukaryota, Metazoa, Chordata, Mammalia, Carnivora, Felidae. The record is from RefSeq and is a predicted model, not a curated record.